Marmota flaviventris (yellow-bellied marmot) is the source of this 1740-nucleotide messenger RNA. It is a transcript of the gene Bckdha, whose product is annotated as branched chain keto acid dehydrogenase E1 subunit alpha. Gene Ontology annotation, biological process: branched-chain amino acid catabolic process. Gene Ontology annotation, molecular function: oxidoreductase activity, acting on the aldehyde or oxo group of donors, disulfide as acceptor. NCBI's taxonomy places the organism in Eukaryota, Metazoa, Chordata, Mammalia, Rodentia, Sciuridae. Gene Ontology annotation, cellular component: oxoglutarate dehydrogenase complex. The record is from RefSeq and is a predicted model, not a curated record.
CAAGAUGGCGGUAGCGAUCUCAGUGGCUAGGGUCUGGGGGCCUAGACGAGGCCUGGGCCAGGCUACCCUCCUGUUGCUGCGGCAGCCUAUGGUUCGGGGAUUGGCUAGAUUUCACCCUCUCAGGCAGCAGCAGCAGCAGCAGUUCUCCUCCCUGGACGACAAGCCCCAGUUCCCAGGGGCCUCAGCAGAGUUUGUAGACAAGCUCGAGUUCAUCCAGCCGAAUGUCAUCUCCGGGAUCCCCAUCUACCGUGUCAUGGACCGCCAGGGCCAGAUCAUCAACCCCAGCGAGGACCCCAAUUUGCCCCAGGAAAAGGUGCUGAAGUUCUACAGGAGCAUGACACUGCUCAACACCAUGGAUCGGAUCCUCUAUGAGUCCCAGCGACAGGGCCGGAUUUCCUUCUAUAUGACCAACUAUGGCGAGGAGGGGACCCACGUGGGCAGUGCAGCCGCCCUGGACAGCACGGACCUGGUGUUUGGCCAGUACCGGGAGGCAGGUGUACUGAUGUAUCGCGACUAUCCCCUGGAACUGUUCAUGGCUCAGUGCUAUGGCAAUGUAAGUGACCCAGGGAAGGGGCGCCAGAUGCCUGUCCACUAUGGCUGCAAUGAGCGCCACUUCGUCACCAUCUCCUCUCCACUGGCCACCCAGAUCCCUCAGGCCGUGGGGGCAGCCUAUGCAGCCAAGCGAGCCAAUGCCAACAGGGUUGUCAUUUGUUACUUCGGUGAGGGGGCAGCCAGUGAGGGGGAUGCCCACGCUGGCUUCAACUUCGCCGCCACCCUCGAGUGUCCCAUCAUCUUCUUCUGCCGGAACAAUGGCUAUGCCAUUUCCACGCCCACCUCCGAGCAGUACCGAGGGGAUGGCAUUGCGGCACGAGGCCCCGGGUACGGCAUUAUGUCAAUCCGAGUGGACGGCAAUGAUGUGUUCGCUGUGUACAAUGCCACCAAGGAGGCCCGGCGGCGGGCUGUGGCAGAGAACCAGCCCUUCCUCAUUGAAGCCAUGACCUACAGGAUUGGGCACCACAGCACCAGUGACGACAGUUCGGCGUACCGCUCAGUGGAUGAGGUCAACUACUGGGACAAGCAGGACCACCCCAUCUCAAGGUUGAGGCUCUACCUGCUGAGCCGUGGCUGGUGGGACGAGGAGCAGGAGAAGGCCUGGCGGAAGCAGUCACGCAAAAAGGUGAUGGAGGCCUUUGAGCAGGCCGAGCGCAAGCCGAAGCCCAGCCCCUACCUGCUCUUCUCGGACGUGUAUCAGGAGAUGCCCACCCAGCUCCGGAAGCAGCAGGAGUCCCUGGCCCGGCAUCUCCAGACCUAUGGGGAGCAUUAUCCCCUGGACCACUUUGACAAGUGAGAUGCUCCCCAGCUACUCCGAUAGGUACCACACUCUGAGCUGAGGAGGGAGGCCUGGCAGGACGCCCACCCCCACUGCUUCCCCAGCCAGCUCUAAUAAAUUACUGGUGGCUGGGUUGUGCCUCAGACUGUGGGGGUGGCUCCUACUCCCCAUCCCUCCCCUCCAGGCAGCUCCACUUGGGGGGCCAUGUUUGCAGCAGUUGCUGAGACUUGGUCAGCUCCUCUUCACCUGUUACGGCGCCUCCUCCCAGGGGCCAGCCAGCAUGCCUAGGAACCAGAAGCUCCUCCUCUGGUGGGUGGGGUGAGAUGGCAGGGUGGCCUAUGGAGUUUACUCAGUGACAGUUGGUCAGGGGAGUAAAUAAACUCUGCGGCUCUGCCUGUGGCUCUUCAGCA